Molecule: messenger RNA, 3660 nt
Organism: Xenopus laevis (African clawed frog)
Lineage: Eukaryota; Metazoa; Chordata; Amphibia; Anura; Pipidae
Gene: cxxc4.L
Product: CXXC finger protein 4 L homeolog
Exons: 2
Coding region: 11-883 (290 amino acids)
Cellular component (GO): nucleus; cytoplasm
Molecular function (GO): methyl-CpG binding; zinc ion binding; DNA binding
Source: RefSeq, a predicted model, not a curated record
CUCCUCUGAAAUGUCCAAUAUGAACAAUAAUGUCUGUGUGGAGAAUGGACAGAACCUCGAGGCUGCUGUGCUCCCCAAGGAUAAUUUGGUGGAGGGGGCUCUCAACAGCCUCAUGGAUUACAAUUCAGAAAUGGAGAGGUAUAGGUCCUUUGCCACCUUUUACAAAACCAAUGGCGCUUUCCCCCAGGCUGCUAAGAUUGCCAGGAUCACAACCCCCAUUUUCCCCAGUGCACGGAUUGGCAUGUCCCCUUGGAACUGUGAUAAUGCAAUGCUCUGGGGGAGGAAAUCAGCCGCUAUCAACCCUAAUAGGACCAGCAUGCACAGAAACGACUCCCAGAGGCUGGGAAAGCCUGGCGGGGCGCCAGAGUCUUUGCAAAUGGCAAAUAAUAAUUUCCUUUCCACCUUAUCCCCUGAACACUGCAGACCUUUGGCAGGGGAAUGCAUGAACAAGCUCAAAUGCGGCGCUGCUGAAGCAGAGAUAAUGAAUCUCCCUGAACGCGUUGGAACUUUUUCCGCUAUUCCAGCUCUAGGGGGCAUCUCAUUACCUCCAGGGGUCAUCGUCAUGACAGCCCUUCACUCCCCCGCAGCAGCCUCGGCAGCCGUCACAGACAGUGCGUUUCAAAUUGCCAAUCUGGCAGACUGCCCGCAGAAUAAUUCCUCGGGAGCCGGCGGGAAUCCUGCCAAGAAGAAGAGGAAAAGGUGUGGGGUCUGUGUCCCCUGCAAGCGGCUCAUCAACUGUGGAGUCUGCAGCAGUUGCAGGAACCGUAAAACAGGACACCAGAUCUGCAAAUUUAGGAAAUGUGAAGAGCUUAAGAAAAAACCUGGUACUUCACUAGAGAGAACACCGGUCCCCAGCGCUGAAGCAUUCCGAUGGUUCUUUUAAGCCGUUAAACAUGUUAUUUUAAGGCACUCUGAAGUGAAUGACAAAAACUGGUCAUGUUUUGGGAACUGCAAAUGUCCGCAACCGAAGAAUUUACCGAAAGACUAUUUUCAUUUAUGUACAGAGGGUUCUUCAAACAUAUGAAAAGGAAUAAAAUAAUCACCUGAGCCUUGGGAUCAGCUGGUUCACCCACAUUUAAUACACAGGUUCAUACUUUAACGUAAUUUAGCUAUAAUUAACAGUGAAAUUGUUGUCUACUUUAAAAUGACUUAUAGGAAAUCAUUUGGGUAAACCCCUGCUGUAAAAUGAUGUAACUUUGAAAAAACAAAAAUAACAUAUCUAUACUUCAUUUCCAAAUAUGUGUUUCAGUACUGUAAACUGUACAGAUAGCUGCUUGUAUUUUGUGCAUUUAGACACAAGGAGACAAUCAUGUCUGAGCAUCUAUAUGAAGAUUAACAGUUUGUACUCAGCAGUGUGGUUCUGCAACUUAAAUCUGGAGCAAUAAAUUCUAGCUUUAAAUGUUAUUUUGCCAGCUGGUUAGUCACAGCAGCAGCAACAGCACUGUAUUACAACAUCCCCAGAGAUCCGAUUUGUAAUUCCCCAAGGUUAAAAGAUGAUGACCCAUCUAUCAAUAAUUGUCAAGCGUAGGAAAACCGAGUACAGCAAAUUUAUAUCAUCGCAUCUGUUAAAAAAAUGGCCGAGCUACCUUAUUAUCUAGAACACCUUUUACAUUUUCAUAGGCGCAAUUCAAGCAAAAGGAUGCACCAUUGCAGUUGGUGGGCACUUGUUUCAUUCUGUUCAAAGGAUAUCCCUUGUAAUAAAGCACUUAUCACAACUGACCCAAUUUCACUGUAGGGCAGUGUCAGGCAGCAUACAGUAUUGUAGUUCGUCCAGUAGGACCAAUCUUUUGAAUUAUUUGUUCAGGGAAACAGAAGUGUACUGUGACCAUGUAACUGAGUACAUGCCUUCUGAUUAGGUUUUUCUAUAGUAACUGUAAACACUGUAAAAUAUAAAUGCAUUCUCACUGGAAUGACCAAAGUAAAACAGACACAAGCACACACACACACACACACAUAUAUAUAUACAUAUAUAUAUAUAUACACAGCAGAUGGGCAAUUCCAGAUAUCUGAGUUGUUCCCCAAAAGUGGAAGAGAAUAAAUUUAGGCUACAAAAUUUUCUUUCAAGGAUAGUUGUGAAAUCUCCUACUACAUUUAUGGGGCAUAUUUGUAAAGGUGUGUAAAAAACAGCAUUGUAGUACAGUGAACUUCAGCACUUUAAUGCCAUGGGAUGAUGUGUACAGCAUUCACAAAGCUGUGUAAUGAUUUCAUGCAAAUGCAUAGCCAGGUAUUAUGGCAUAAAAAUACAAUAAAAAAAUUAAUUGUUGAGUUCAGCCAACAUUUACUCAGAAUUACUCUACUAUGUAUUUACAGCCUGGAUUUGUCCAUUUGGCUGAAAUGUAUUAUGCCAGGUCUAGAGCGGUGUAAAACGAUAUCCUUUUAGGCAUUGGCCUGGCAUAAUAAAAUUGGUUGUAAUGGUUAACACAAUUCAUGGUAUUAAUUCAUGCUUAAGUACAGCAACACAGUUUUGAAACUAAAGAUUUUUCACACCAUUAAAUAUAUGCCCCUGAAUAACUGUGUAACUUCUUAGUAGGUUCCUCUUAGUAUACAGUUACUUGGUAUGACUAAAUGCAGAUUAUCCUGAAGCUUGAAUGCUCAACUGAAAAGGGUAUCUCUUUAGGAAAAGAAUUACCUAAUGUGCAUUGCAUAUUAUACAAUUAAGCUUUCUUUUAUUGCUGUUGAAUGUACUUGUUAUUAGUACAGAUGCACCAAAUAUAUAACAUUUUGAAUUCAGCUAAAUUGCAAAUUUGUCACAGGAGAUCCAUAGUCCAUUUGAAUUGAAAAAAACAACACCAUCAAGUUCAACCCCAAGGCAUCUACAGUAUAUACACUUAACUAUAACUAGACAGUCCUUUCAAUACACUCACUUAUACAGUAUAAACUAUACUGUAUAUACCACUACCUAUACCAACUGUCGAUCUUUAGAUCACAAUAACCAACAAUACAUCCCCCAGCAGAGCAUUUCAUAACCUUACUGCCGAACAACUACCUUUACUGCUUCAAAUGAAAGUUUAGAUCCUUUAGUCUUUGAGUUAGUUGAAUUUCUCUAUUAAGAUUUGGCAGCAUACUGAAACCGAAUCCAAACCCUGAGCAAAAAUUUUGGCAAAAAACAGCAAUCUUAAUUUUUUUGAACUUGUUUGUUUCAAACUCGAAUGUUAAAGCUCUAUAAUCAAAAGCAGCUUGAAAAUUUUAAUGAAUAAAUUUAGCAACAAAAACCUGGAAACCUUUUUUUUUUUUUUUUUUUUUUUAAAUAAUGGAACACUGCCAUCUUUGUUGAGACUCUCUGCAAAUUAUCUUUUUCUUUCCAGUAUAUGUUGUUUGUAAAUAUGAUUGUGAUCUUGAAAAAAUCAUAAUUACAAUUGAUUUUAAUUGAAUUCAUUUUUUUUUGACCAAACCUUAUAUAUGAAAAUUAAUCAACCUGUACUUUAGUAUUUGACCUAACAGAGACUAAUUGAAAAAGGAUUGGAAUUCAGCUGAAUACUGAAAAUGAAUUUGGUGCAUCCCUUGUCAUUAGUGUGUGCUUGUUUAGUCAGUGUCCUUCGUUUUGUCUGGAAUUGCCUUUCUCUUGUAAAUUUAUUACAAACUGAAAUCUCAGAAAUCCCUCUACAGUUGUUUAAUUUGUAGAUCUGUGUCCAGCUUACCAAUAAAGGAUCUAAAAAUUGA